AUGGCCAAAACUGAAGCAAAAGAUCCGAAAUUGCAUAUCAGUGAGCAGCCUGUCACCCUCGGGAACUGGCAUCAACAUGUCAAUUGGGUCAACACAUCUCUCAUCCUGAUCGUACCCCUCGGUGGCUGUGUGGCCGCGUUCUAUACCAAAUUACAUGCAGCCACGGCCGCUUGGUGUGUUCUAUAUUACUUUUGGACUGCCUUGGGCAUCACUGCGGGCUAUCAUCGUCUGUGGGCCCAUCGAUCAUACGAAGCCUUACCUCUGAGAAUAUUCUUGGCUUGUGCCGGUGGUGGUGCCGUGCAAGGAUCGAUCAGAUGGUGGAGCAGCAAGCACAGAGCGCAUCACCGAUGGACCGACACAGCCAAGGACCCAUAUAGUGUGAUGAAGGGGGCUUGGUAUGCACACUUCAUGUGGAUGGUCUUGAAUCAGAACCCGAAGAACAAAGGCAGAACGGAGAUCUCUGACCUGAACGAAGACCCUGUCGUUGUCUGGCAGCACCGAAACUACGGAAAGGUCGUUCUGUUCUUCGGUAUGAUAUUCCCAAUGAUCGUCGCUGGCUUGGGUUGGGGUGAUUGGAAGGGUGGUCUGGUGUAUGCUGGCAUUCUCAGAUUUUUGUUCGUCCAGCAAGCCACCUUCUGUGUCAACUCUCUUGCCCAUUGGUUGGGUGACCAGCCAUUUGAUGACCGCAACUCACCUCGCGAUCACGUUCUUACUGCACUGGUUACUUGCGGCGAGGGCUACCACAACUUUCACCAUGAGUUCCCCUCCGACUACCGCAAUGCGAUUCAAUGGUGGCAAUAUGACCCUACCAAGUGGUCAAUCUGGACAUGGAAGCAACUCGGCUUCGCUACCAACCUCAAGCAAUUCCGUGCGAACGAAAUCGAAAAGGGCCGCGUACAGCAACUCCAGAAGAAGGUGGACCAAAAACGUGCCAAGCUUGAUUGGGGAAUUCCCUUGGGCCAGUUGCCUGUCAUGGACUGGGAUGGUUUCGUCACUGAGGCUCAGAACGGAAAGGCUCUCGUUGCCAUUGCCGGUGUUGUUCACGACGUGACUGAUUUCAUCAAGGAACAUCCUGGUGGAAAGACUCUUAUCGCAUCGGCUAUUGGAAAAGAUGCCACUGCCAUGUUCAACGGUGGUGUUUACAUGCAUACCAAUGCUGCUCAUAACCUUCUCUCUUCCAUGCGAGUUGGGGUGAUCCGCGGCGGUGGUGAGGUUGAGAUCUGGCGACACCAAAACAGCCAGAAGGGUGAAGCUUGA
Messenger RNA from Penicillium salamii, 1257 nucleotides. NCBI's taxonomy places the organism in Eukaryota, Fungi, Ascomycota, Eurotiomycetes, Eurotiales, Aspergillaceae. The record is from the annotation of a GenBank genome assembly.